This is a messenger RNA of Sodiomyces alkalinus F11, 2583 nucleotides long. RefSeq lists its product as hypothetical. Gene Ontology annotation, cellular component: fungal-type vacuole membrane. Bases 1 to 2583 code for a protein of 860 amino acids. The record is from RefSeq and is a predicted model, not a curated record. The transcript has 3 exons. NCBI's taxonomy places the organism in Eukaryota, Fungi, Ascomycota, Sordariomycetes, Glomerellales, Plectosphaerellaceae.
AUGUCAGGUCCCAAGUCACCAUCAUCAUCAUCAUCAUCAUCAUCAUCAUCGCUUGCCCCGCGAGGAGAAACCAAUACUAUUUCUCGAGAUGAAGACAUAGCCUCGGAGACGGAGCCGCUGCUUUCUAGCACGUCCGCGACUCCCAGAUACGACGGAGAUCAAGACGACCCUAACGAUUCUUCCGUCGCCUACCCCGGUUCUUCCGAUGCAGCAAAGAACGCGAUGGAGGAGCGGGCCAGGCGCUGGCCUUCGCUCGUUGCUGCGCUGAUCCUUGGAAUACUAGCUACCACCAUCCUUCUGGGCGCUUUCCUCCUACCGUCCGCCGUCGAAGUGUAUGCGAAAGAGGCGGCCGUGCUGGAGCCCACGAGCUUGUCACUCGAAUCCAUCACGGCCAACGGCCUUCGUGCACGGAUUCAAGCCAGCUUCCGACUCGACGGCUCGAGAGUUCAAGAUGAUGCCUCGAGGCGGCUAGGGAGGUUUACAACUUGGGUAGUGAGAAAAUUGGGCACCGAGGAGACCCGGGUGGAUUUGUACUUGCCCGAUUAUGACAAUGCUCUCCUGGGAACCGCUGUCAUCCCUCCGCUGGUCAUCAGUCUAGUGGACGGGGAAACCACCCCGCUCGACUUUAUUACCGAACUCUCUCCGGGUGACGCAGAGUCCUAUCGUACAAUCGCGAACGACUGGUUAGAAGGGAAGCUCGACCGACUCAAGGUGCUUGGCCGUGCCGACCUCAGCGUCAAGUCGGGCAUCAUCCCGCUUGGCACUCACCCCGUCACUGAGACCCUAGUCCUGGAAGCGAAACGAAUACCUAGUCUCCCAACCUAUAAUAUAACCCAGGUCAACUUUCGCGAUGUCACAACUCCCGACGGCCAUGGUGGGGCACUUGGUGCUGAUAUUUCCGUUACCGCCUACAACGAUUUCCCCGUCAGCCUAGAUGUUCCUGAACUUGGGUUCCAGGUCCUUGUGCCGGACUGCUAUCCCAGUGAUCCACUCAUCGUUGUUGCGGAUGCCAUUACUGGACAUAUCACUGUACGCCCACAUGCCGACGUCCUACUCGAUGCGCAUGGCCUUGUCCAGGAGAUUCCGACGCGGCUUACGCGUGUUUGCCCGAAUUCACGGUCCUCGCCAUUGGACAACUUCUUGCAGCAGUAUUUGCAUGGCGACUCUCCAACGGUUUACGUCCGAGGUCAGCGGUUACCGGAGUCGAAAACUCCGGACUGGAUCAGUGUUACCCUAUCUAAUAUUACCAUACCUGUCCCGUUCCCCGCUCAUAAGGCCGACGACUUCAUAAGAAAUUUCACUCUCACCAACGUCCACUUUAAAUUGCCGGACCUCCUGGGUGGUCCUGAGGAUCCGAAUGACGAUGGAAACCCUCGAGUGUCCGGAAACCUCAAGGUUGUCGCCGUUCUUCCGGGGGAGAUGAACCUCGGAAUCAAUGUGACGGGCCUUCGCGCGACGGCCGACGUCUUCUACAAGGAACGUAAGAUGGGUGAGCUCAACAUUAGCAAGUGGCAGCACUCCACUUCUACCAAGAUGGAGGAAGAGCAAAGCCAUCUGACCCUACUGAAAAUCGAAUCACGCGUGGAAGAUGUCCCCCUCGACAUUACUGAUGGCGACGUGUUUUCCGAGGUUAUACAGAAGCUUUUUUUUGGCGGCCAAGAUGUUUUGCUCGAUGUCAAGGCCAAUGUUGAUGUCAAAGUCAACGCCGUCCUCGGCGACCUGGCCCUGAAGGGACUUCCCGCCAAAGGCCGGCUUCCAGUAAAACAUAUGCCGAACGAUCUCUUUGGGUCCAUCAGCCCCCAGGUUGGAGAAGUCAGGAUUCUCGACACCAGUCCCACGUCCAUUCAUCUUGAGGCGGUUGUCAAUCUCACCAACCCGACGCCUUACACGGCCUACAUCCCCUAUAUCAAUGUCCACGUUGCGAAGAACGGGUCUGUGGUGGGAAGCGCCACCGCAGAGCAUUUGAACAUUACGCGAGGGAACCAUACUAACAUUCCGAUUACUGCCGUAUGGAACCCUUUCGAAGCUGGAGAGAAAGGGAAAAUGGUCGGGAAAGAAUUGCUGUCGCAGUACUUGUCUGGCUUCAACGUCACCAUGGACAUCCAAACGCAUCGUGACAGCAUCCCUGCCGUGCCCCUGAUCGGGGAAGCUCUCUCGCGUCUCAACAUCAGCCUCCCAGCGCCCAAACUGAAAUUUGGAGAUGAGGAAGACGAUGAGGGUCGCUUUAUCCGAGACGCAACUUUCCACUUGUUUUCUUCUACCGCCACUUUCACACUUGUUUCACCCCUGCAUUACAACACAAUAUAUAUUGACACGGUCAACGCGACGGCGUAUUACAAUCACACGGAGCCCGUCGGAAGGAUAGAGUACGACAUUCCGUUUGCUGCCUUACCGGGGACCACGAGAACUCCGAAUUUACCAGUUGAAUGGUCAGUCGGGUCGAUCGGUUACGAUGCAGUCAGAAAGGCUCUUGGAGGAGAUUUACAGUUGGACGCCAGGGCUAAUGUCACUGUGAGGAUUGGGAACUGGCGGGAAACGGUUUGGUACAUAGGCAAUGGAAUCGGCGCUCAUAUCAGAUUCUGA